AUGCUCAACAUUCUGAUGUCGAUGACAAAGGAGGGCGCCUCCGACGGCCCGCAGUUCGUCGCCCCGGCAAGUGAGUCAGGCGCCGCCCCUUUCCGAAGCAGGAAGGGGCAGGAAAGUGGCAUUCGUAUAAUCAUGUUCCGUGCAGAGACCAGCCGAGACACACUCAUCACCACUGCCUACAGAUUGCACCGCACUCGAUGGAGGAUCCUCGAACCGUACAGGUACUAACAGGGAGAGGGAAUAGGCUAGUUGAGUCGGGAGAGAAACCCUAUUCAAAACAGAAGAAACAUGCUUUUUUCUAUUCUUCCUGUUUUUAAGCAGUGACUGCAAAGUUGAGCUUCCUGGUCACCCGGAGAUGUCCAUGGACAUGUGCCGCAAAAGAAAGACUAAUAAGAAAAUAAUAGUUCCUGGAAUAUCUUUGAAUUCGUCCAAACUUCUCGGAAUUCCUGUUCAAGAGACCAAACAAAACACAAACGUUGAAUGCUUUUCACUCGUUUUUGCACCUCAACAAAGGCAUUCCAAUUAUGUUUUGCUCCCCAAACCAACCUUUGCCCCUGAAUAACUUUUUUCUGUUGCAGAAGGCUCAAGAACGCGCUGAAAAAACUGCAAGAGGACUAUUUGAAGUCGAAGGAAGCGAACGCUCUCAUGAGAUACGUGAAAUUGGGUCAGUCCGUCCGCGAGGUGGCGAUGCUCGAGAAGCAGUACUGGAAACUGCUGAACAUACCGGCGCAGGAGGGCACCGAAGAUGCCAAUUGUUACGUUGUCAAGUGAGAGAUUCUGAUGAUUAAGAUACUUGAAACGGAACGGAUUUCUUUCAGAAUAAUUGAGCUGCUGGAGGAGACUCCGACUCAGCUGCCGCCCACGCGUGGAAUCGGAGCGCUUCUGCAGUCGACAAUCGGGAAACCGGCGGAAUCGAAUGUGGACACGGUACUUUACGAUUCACUCAAAGGUUUUCCUAUUUUCUCAGUGCACAAUUCCCGGAAUCGUUCUCUUUUUUCCAGCUCGGAAGUCAGACGAACUCGUGAAGGAAUGCGAGGCGCUCUACGCCCAACUGUACCGUCUCACCAAGAAAUAUUUGGGACUCCGUCGUCUCAUUAAGGUUCCUCCCUUUUAAAAUUGCAUCUCAACGUCUUCUGUAUUGCAGGAAUUGCACGACAAAUAUGACGCGACGCGCAUGUUUCCGAUCGUUCCGCGGUAUGCAAUGCUGAAAAAGAUGAUUAAGGCGACGUUGAGAGCUCCGGAAUUCGCGGACAUUUGUCACGAGCAAACCGAAUAA
Messenger RNA from Caenorhabditis sp. 36 PRJEB53466, 1276 nucleotides. NCBI's taxonomy places the organism in Eukaryota, Metazoa, Nematoda, Chromadorea, Rhabditida, Rhabditidae. The record is from the annotation of a GenBank genome assembly.